Molecule: messenger RNA, 687 nt
Organism: Seminavis robusta
Lineage: Eukaryota; Bacillariophyta; Bacillariophyceae; Naviculales; Naviculaceae
Source: the annotation of a GenBank genome assembly
AUGUCAACAUCCACAACCAACAACAACAGCGCCUCGAUCAAGAAUGAUGAUCCAGAAUCCGGUUCCGAUUCGAGCGGCCGCCAGUAUGCGUCGAUUGCCGAAAUGUGGAAUGCCCAGGGAGUGGGUGCCUAUACUCCCCGCUCCCGGAUCCAACAAGUGUGGUAUGACAAGGCCACAGAUUGGUACGAAGAGAAUUGUCCUGCAACGGUGGAUGGCGUCUUGGGUGGUUUUGCGUCCAUCAGUGAGAUUGAUUUGAAGGGGUCCCAUGCAUUUUACAAGAACUGGACCCUGGGGGCUGGUUGUGAAUGUGGAGCUGGAAUUGGCCGUGUUACCAAGGUGACUCAGGUUGAUUUGGUGGAAUCGUCGUCUCGAUUGCUAUGCGAGAGUCCCGAGUAUAUCGGCGAAGAAGGAGCGGCCAACUGUAAAUUUUAUUAUUGGACUCCUCCAUCGGGCCGGUAUUAUACCAUUAUCUGGAUUCAAUGGGGAGUGAUCGUGGUGAAAGAAAAUACAACUGGUGAUGGGGAAACCUUUGUGGUGGACAAUGACGAUGUAUCAGUCUGUCGAUCGUUGCCGUAUUGGUUGAAGUUGAUUGAAAAGGCUGGUCUGAAAGUGGUUUACCAAAAGAUGCAAACGGACUUUCCCCCCGACAUCUUUCCAGUUCCCAUGCUGGCAUUGACAAAACAAUAA